Molecule: messenger RNA, 3913 nt
Organism: Pygocentrus nattereri (red-bellied piranha)
Lineage: Eukaryota; Metazoa; Chordata; Actinopteri; Characiformes; Serrasalmidae
Gene: ntng2a
Product: netrin g2a
Exons: 8
Coding region: 861-2459 (532 amino acids)
Source: RefSeq, a predicted model, not a curated record
GGGCGGGCUGCCUGAUCUCCUCCUGGGACGCUUAUAUGUUCCAAGCAGGCACAUAAACUUUGUCACUAAGCCCAGGUAGGCUGGAGGCAGCGGGACCGCGAAGAGCCAGAGUACUUAAAAAAGCCUGAAAACAAGACAAACAGGAGAAAAGCGCCGAGACACUUAAUAAACGUGGCUGCCGAGUAAGAGCGUUAGAGAGAGGGAGAGAUUGGGAGAUAAGAUCCAGAUCACGGAGGAGGAGAGAAGACAGGAGGACGGCGAGGGAAGGGUGGGAUGCAGAUGGUUGAAGCCUUCAGGACGGAGAGCUGAAGGAAAGAAAGCCGGAGCGAUAGACAUAACUGAAGGACGAGGCUGGAACUUCAACAAAAGAGAAAGAAAGCGAGAAAGUAGCGAAGCGUUUGAGGGGAAAAUUAGCCUAGCCAUGCGCGAGCUCCCGGGCUGAAGCGCUGGACGGAGAGGGACGAUGGUGUGCGCGAAGUUGGGGUGGCUGAGAGGUGAGAUGGCGGGGAGGCAGGACGAACAAGACUCGGGACAGAAAAUCACGGAUGAAAGCCACUAAUGAUCAAAGCCACCGCACAUCUACAGCAUGAGGACGACCUGUGGACUUCGCAGCCGUUCACACGAGGAGAUAUUCACCUGAACCUCAACUGCUAUGUCGCCGUAGGUUGAUGAGAUCCGUUCACACUGAGAAAAACUUUUCAAGUGAUUUCACAUUCAGUUUCCAUCGCCGGCCACUUCGUCCAGAAAGGAGAAAGUGAGCGCGGAGAGCGGAUGGUCAACAUCCCGAAUGAUGAGAGGAGCCCAACAUCCAUGCUGAUCUUGUCCGCACGCUGUCCAGCUGUGGCAACGCUUGCCUUUCCAUGCCCGCGGUCGUACCCAGUGCCAUGCUCUUACAGGCGUCCCUCUUCCUCCACUGUGUCCUCUUGACUCUUGGCCAGUACGACAUAUGUAAGUCGCUGGUCAGCACAGACGAUGGACCCACAUGGGAGUUUUACGCCUGCCAGCCCAGACCCAUGCUCAUGAAGGACUACAUGCAGAUCAGAGUGGACCCUCCAGACAUCACCUGCGGGAAUCCGCCCGAAAGAUUCUGCACUUUGGAAAAUCCGUAUCUGUGCAGUGAUGAGUGUGACGCCUCCACCCCAGACCUGGCUCACCCACCGCAGCUCAUGCAGGACCGGGAGCGCAGCGGCCUCAUCACAUACUGGCAGACGGUCACGUGGAGCCGUUUUCCGGAGCCACUGCUGGCUAACAUCACACUCUCGUGGAACAAGAGCCUGGAGGUGACCGAUGACAUAGAGAUCACCUUUGAGUACGGCCGGCCCACCAUCAUGGUGCUGGAGAAGUCUCUGGACAAAGGCCGAAGCUGGCAGCCGUACCAGUACUACGCCGAUGACUGCAUGGAGGCCUUUGGCAUGCCGGCUAAGAGGGUGCAGGACCUCUCGGCAGCCAACGUAACCCGGGUAAUCUGCACCGAGCAGUACUCCCGCUGGGUGGGCUCCAAGAACGACAAGAUUGUGCGCUUUGAAGUUCGCUACCGCUUUGCCAUCUUCGCUGGGCCUAAGCUGCUAAACAUGGACAACCUGUACACACGGAUGGAGAGUAUGAAGGGCCUGCGAGAUUUCUUCACUUUCACUGACCUGAGGCUGCGCCUGCUGAGGCCCGCGCUCGGAGGAACCUAUGUCCAGAGAGACAACCUGCUGAAGUACUUUUACGCCAUCUCCAACAUAGAGGUGCAAGCCAGGUGUAAGUGUAACCUUCAUGCUGGACAGUGCACGUUUCGUGAAGGCAGUCUUCAGUGUGAUUGUGAACACAACACCACGGGGCAGGACUGCGCCCGCUGCGAGAGAGGGUUCAAGGCCAAAUCAUGGAAACCUGGCUCAUACCUGCCCACGCCCAACGGAUCCCCCAACACCUGUGAAGCGGCGGGUACUCUUGGCAACUGCGAGUGCUAUGGUCAUUCAAACCGCUGCAGCUAUAUUGACUUUAUCAACAUUGUGACUUGUGUGAGCUGCAAACACAACACUAGAGGGCAGAACUGCCAGCAUUGUCGCCUCGGAUACUUCCGGAACGCCUCUGCCGAGCUGGACGAUGAGAAUGUUUGCAUAGAGUGUAACUGUAAUCAGCUGGGCUCCUUGCAUGCACGCUGCAACGAGACAGGCUUUUGUCAAUGUCGGGAAGGCACCACGGGUCAGAAGUGUGAGGACUGCUUGCCUGGAUACAACUGGAAACAAGGCUGCAUCCCGAACGUGUGCGAUGACGAGAUGCUGCAGUGCCUGAACGGCGGCACAUGCUUUCAGAACCAGAAGUGCAUGUGCCCGCCCGAGUUUAAGGGCGUGUUGUGUGAGCAGCUGCGCUGCGAGGGGGAGAAAGGCUGCAACGGCGCCUCGGCCUGCUACCUCAGCCUCAUAACCACGGUGCUGUGCCUCCUCACCAGCAGCCUGCUCAGAGCCAGCGCCUAGAGCCAGCCUCUGCACUCACUCAGCAACACUCUGAACCACACGGACAGAGGAGGGGGGCGCGCAGACCCGUAACGCACUGAGUGGACCUCACCACGCUGAAACGUCCUGGGACGGCCGCAGUGUGUUUUUUUUUUUUUCAGUCCAGGGUCAUGAUCGCCUUCACAACAAUGAGAAUCGCUGCUUGCUCUUCUCCUUUUAUCACUGUUCACCUGGGCAGAACUAUAAACCAAAAAAAUUCCCAAAAUAAACAAAAAACAACUCACAGUUCACUCAAAAAAGAAGUGUAAAAAAUAGAAGAAAAUAAAGACAUUACCAUUUUUAAUUUCUUUGUUCCUCUUGUAGUUCUGAGUUGACACUCGUUGACAUUCAGGCACUGCACUUAUCCAGCUUGUUUUAUUUUUUGUCUAUACUGUGGCGGAUAUCACUGAGGCCUCCUCAUGCCAAGGUUCUUUACUCUCACUGACUCCUUACUGUUUUUACGUUGCUGCAUUCUACUCUACGUCAGUUUUCACUCAGUCUGCGUAAAUAGACAAAUCCGAUGAAAAAAGGUGUCAAGUGGGUGUACUGCUAAAUGAAUGAAUGUCUAAGUAGUUUGUGUUCAGAUUGUGUUUAUGUAUGGAUUCCAGAAAGAGGUGAGUAUAUAUUAUGCCUAAAUUGGAAGAAAAGAAAUCUAUGUCUAUCUGAAAGGUUACAAAGUAUAAAUUAUUGUAAAUGAACAUUAUUUGAAUAUUUUUUGUAGAAAUUGUUAUUUUUGUUCCAAGUAAAUGUUACCAUUAUACAGAAUGAUGAGCCUUUUAUUGCAGUGCACACUGUAAUAAUCACAUCUGGGAAAUUUUAUUUCAUGAUAAAACUGAUGCUUUGGAAUACUUAUACAGAUACAGCGUAUAAAGGACAAUAAAAGCCAAACGGUUCAACAAGGUACCCAGCUUUAGCUCUGUUUAAGCCCCAUACUUGCCAGCAUGCAUAGAUCAUGUAGACACUAUCCUUUUAAUAACCGUUUAAGGGCCUUACUCAAUCCAGCCAUCAUGAUUUGAUUAAGCAAUGUUGAGCCAACAGCACAUUAUCAAGAGACUUUAUAAUUCAAAUGAGUGAUUCAGAAGCUGAAAGUUGGGCUGACUGAACUGAUAAGACACUGGUUGGUUGAAUAAAGGCCCUCAUAUUGCCAUGUUGUUGCCAUGACAUUAGAAACAGGACAUGUGAUACAGCAUUCAUCCCAGUCAAUGUGAGUCUGUCAUUGUAGCAGAAACUGGACUACAAAAAGUACCACAGUGUGUAAGUGACAGUCAGGCAGUAGCGUACGAGCUGUUGUUCGAGUGAUGAUGGAUGAUGGAGUUUGCCGUGUUUCACACCUUUACAAGCUUUGCUUUUGGGCUUUCCUGAUCAUGAUGGAGAAAAAAAAACUAGCUGACUCAAAUUGUACUGUCAGCAUUCCAAAGAAUAAAAUCUGACAAUCA